Molecule: messenger RNA, 2826 nt
Organism: Rhineura floridana
Lineage: Eukaryota; Metazoa; Chordata; Lepidosauria; Squamata; Rhineuridae
Gene: SLC12A8
Product: solute carrier family 12 member 8
Exons: 15
Coding region: 323-2563 (746 amino acids)
Biological process (GO): potassium ion homeostasis; potassium ion import across plasma membrane; cell volume homeostasis
Cellular component (GO): membrane
Molecular function (GO): potassium:chloride symporter activity
Source: RefSeq, a predicted model, not a curated record
UCCAGCCCACGUGGCACCUGGGUGCCUGCCUGUCCAGCCUAAGGAAGCAGGGCUGAUUUCAGAGGGUCUGAAAGGCGGCCAGUGGGAGCGCCAUCCGUUCCUCUUCGGGGCUGAGAAGAUUUUCAGCUGGGACAAGCCAAGAAGGAUUGAACUUGAUUUAUGAUAGUGUACUUGGAGGGCAAGGACCAAGAAGACAGCUAGAAAGCAGGAUAGUGAACCAGGUGAAGUACAGCAAUGAAGCCUCUGCUAUGCAUACUUCAGCCCUGGAGGAAUUUACCUGAGCAUAAUAGCUGAUGGUCCCCAGUGGCUUUUCAUUGUCAUUAUGGCAUCACUCUCCAGUUCCAGCUUUAAUGUGAAAGGCAGACUGUUUUUACCCAGGGGCAACACCAGCAUGAGGAAUGAUGGACAUGUGCAAGAACUUUUUCAUGAAGAAGCACAACAGAAUUCUCCAAUACACAACAGGCCUUGGUGGAAGAUACAGCUUUUUGUUUGGGAACCAGUGCUCUUUGGAACGUGGGAUGGAGUCUUCACCUCUUGUAUGAUCAACAUUUUUGGAGUAGUUCUCUUUCUGAGGACAGGGUGGCUUGUGGGAAACACUGGUAUUCUAAUGGGCAUGUUUUUGGUGUCCUUUGUCAUCGUGGUGGCCUUAGUAACGGUCUUGUCUGGCAUUGGGGUUUGUGAACGGUGCAGCAUUGGAAGUGGAGGAGUCUACUCAAUGAUUUCUACUGUCCUUGGAGGUCAAGUUGGAGGGACCAUUGGUCUUCUUUAUGUUUUUGGUCAGUGUGUUGCAGGUGCUAUGUACAUUACUGGAUUUGCUGAAUGUAUCUGUGAUCUCCUGAGCUUCGGUAACAUUUGGGCAGUAAGAGGCAUUUCACUUGCUGUCCUGUUGGGCUUGCUUGGAAUUAACCUUGCUGGUGUGAAAUGGAUAAUCCGUCUCCAAUUGCUGCUUCUCUUUCUACUGGCUGUUUCCACACUGGAUUUUGUCAUUGGAUCUUUCACACACCUAGAUCUAGAACAUGGAUUCGCUGGUUAUUCAGAGGAGCUUAUGUUGAAUAAUACACUACCGGACUACAGCCCUGGGGAGUCUUUCUUUAGUGUGUUUGGAGUGUUCUUCCCAGCUGCUACAGGUGUGAUGGCUGGGUUCAAUAUGAGUGGUGAUCUCAGGAAGCCUGAAGCAAACAUCCCUCUAGGAUCCCUAUCUGCUAUAGGUGUUUCGUGGUUUCUAUAUAUAGUCUUCGUUUUUUUGUUGGGAGCCAUUUGUACCCGGGAAUCACUCCGCUAUGAUUUUAUGAUGGCAGAAAAGGUAUCCUUGGUGGGAUUCUUAUUCUUACUGGGUUUGUACAUUUCAUCUUUAGCAUCCUGCAUGGGAGGCCUCUAUGGAGCACCACGAAUCCUUCAGUGCAUUGCCCAAGAGAAAGUGGUUCCAAUUCUUUCAUUUCUUGGACAAGGAAAAGGUCCAAACAGAACCCCAGUGGCUGCAAUCUGCUUAACAAGCCUUAUCACCAUGGCCUUCGUUUUCAUUGGCCAAGUGAAUGUCCUCGCUCCAAUAGUCACCAUAAACUUCAUGCUUACAUAUAUUGUGGUGGAUUACUCCUAUUUCUCUGUCUCCAUGAGCUACAACCUUCAGCAGAACUCCAAAAAGCUGCUGAGAGAAGAUUCCAGGGUUGUGUUAGGCUGUUCUCGGCCAUUAAUACUUGACAAACCAUCCUGUUAUGGAUCAGAUGGAAUAAUUCAAGGUAGAUCGGAUGGCACCUUGCUAGAAUUCACAAAAGACAUGGACCAUCUUUUUAGGCCUCUCAGUCAAGAUGCAGGGGCUAGUCUUGAGGGAAAAGAAAUGAACAAGGGUGUUAUCCAAAUAGUGAAGCAGAGGAAGCAAAAGAAGGCAGCCAAACAAACAUUACAAGACAGCUUUCUCUUGGAUCUUGAUAAUAACAUUGGCUCUGCUCAGGAGCUUUGCAAUGAUGACUUGGAAUCCAAUGACAAAAAUAUGCAGAGCUUUUCAGAAUUGAAUUACCAGGAUAAGGAGAGUGCUACAGCCAUAGAACUCAAGCAGAAGCAGGACCAAGAUGGAGGCCAACAUUUUGAAGAGAUGCAGAAAAUUGCCAGUCAGAAAAUGGAAGAUUUCAACGUAAAACAACAAAGCCAAGAACUAGAAAUUCAGAAAAUGCCAGCAUCCUUCUACUCCAGACUCUGUGACCGUUGGGUUUCCCUUGUUGGUGCAAUAGGGUCACUUGCCAUUAUGUUUGUUAUUCAGUGGCUCUACACCCUUGUUAACUUGGGAUUAGCAAUUAUUCUAUAUUUCUACAUUGGCCAAGUGAGUCCAGGACUACCACCUGGUGCAGCUGCCAACUUCAGCUUUUUCAAAUGGAUGAAACGACUUUUAUUUAAUGCCUGCAGGGGAAGGCCAUCCCCAGAGGAGCGAUUUGUUGUGACACCGUCCUUUGCAACAGUUGGCAUGGAGACCACUCAGCUCACUGAAGAGAAUACAGAUUUUGCCUCCCGGGACCGCUACCACCAUUCCUCUGUUAUCACCAGAGAAGAGUUUGUUAAUCGGCUCCAAUGAGAAAGCAACAUGCCAUUCACUCUGCUAGCCAAUUAAAAACACUGACCACAGACAUACGGCUUGAUUAAAAGGCUUGCCCUUUUAGAACAAUUUUAAUGAAUACUGAAACUUCCAGUCAAAGGGGGUGCGGGCGUCAUAGCUUCCAAACUCUGUUCUGUUUUAUUCAAAACGGAAUUUUACAGCUUUUUCCAGAACUUUGGGGAAUUUAUGUGCAAUAGCUGCACUAUUGAUGUUGUUUAAAAUAUUUAAUAAUUUUAUUAAAU